Molecule: messenger RNA, 762 nt
Organism: Mandrillus leucophaeus (drill)
Lineage: Eukaryota; Metazoa; Chordata; Mammalia; Primates; Cercopithecidae
Product: chromosome unknown open reading frame, human C6orf99
Source: RefSeq, a predicted model, not a curated record
GUGUACCCGGAAGGUCGUCAGUCCGGGCUCCAAAUACGUAACAGCGAGUUUCUAAGUGAGUCACACGGACGCGGCUGGUCUCUAGUGAAAUAUAAUCCUUCACUCUUCUCAACGGUUCCCUCUUCGGAAGGAAGCGCAGUCCACAGCGACGUCCGAGGGCGUGAUCGCCUGCGUCGCACCCGCGUCUCCAGUGGCCACCCCUUGUCCUACAGGAACGCGCAUCUGCUUAGCAGGCGCUGAGCCCUUGAGGAGGCCUAAAAUGAAUGAACGUGGCUCUGCCUCCUGAGCAGGCUCACAGUUGUGGGUGGCGAACAGGAGGGUGUCCAUGCCUAAGGUCGACGGCGAUAAGACAGACGUUCUUCCCAGGAGGAGAUCAUUUCCACGUGGAGAGGUAUGAAGAACGAGGAACACUGCCAGGGGAGUUUCUUGCUCUGCAAAAUAAGGGAGUGCGUACUGAAUUACCUUUUCCAGCUCCAACAUCCAGGAUUUCAGCACUACCUGCAGAGUAGUGGGAGGAGAGCUAGAGGAAGAAGUGAAGAUAAACCACUCGAAGCGGGUGUCUGCGUCCGUGGUGGCUGGGACAGCAGCAGUAGUGCUGUCCAUCUGCUCGCCGGCCGAGGGGUGGCACAUCCUAGCCUCUAUCUUUUCCCCAGAGAAUAUCCCUCUCUGCGCUUCCCCCAUCUCAGCCUUUUGGUGUGUAAACAGUUCUAGUGUGACUCAUUGGUGCUUGUGUUAGCCCCUUUACCAGCAAGUACUUGUUAA